CCAGGCUAAUAAAUAUAGAGCAAGUCAUUCUUCAUCAUCUCCACACAAAAUCAUCCCAUUAGUUAGAGGAGAGUUUAGAGAGUUGAGAGAAGCUGUCCGGAGAGCUUCCUGUCGCCGGAGCAAGCCAUGGUGUUCGCCUGAAGUUUCGUCAUUUUUCCGCGGGAAUCAUCGUUUUACUUCGAAGUAAACAAAAAGAAUGAUGUGAUGGAAUCCUGGCGGCAGACGGAGCGAGAUGGUCAAAGUGGAUCUUCGCGGUAGUUACGUGGGACGAAGGAAGCAUCAAUAGCACCAAGAAAAUCUUUGUAACUGUCAUGUAUUUUAUUAUAAUGAACAAAGUGAGUAAGAGGAAACCGUGUACCUGAUGAAGACGGACUGGGCACCGAAGAAAUAGGAUGAAUGAUCUUUGCAGAAUGGAAGACAUAAUCAUGGAGAUGAGAAGGUAGACGACGAGUUUGAGGAGAUAAAGAGAAGGGGAAACCGGCGGAGAAGUGGUCUCCACCGAGGAAGUUCCCGGACUGGAAUAUGAAGACAGAGGCGGUGAGGGUGACGGACUACUGACAGACGAAGGGGAGGAUGCCUGGGACGAAGGAGAUGAAGGUUGUGACAACGGAGAAGUUCAAUCAAUGGGCGUAUGGGGUGGAUCAGAAUUCGGAAGAACUGGGAAAUCCUCCGUCGAAGGAACAGAAACUGGUUGAGAAGGCAUUCGGGUCAGAAUGGCAAACAGGAACUGGGUUUCAUUAAAGGUGACAUCCCAAGUGUGAAAAAAAUUAUGUGUUUCAAGAUUCUACACUCUGUUUCGUAAGUUACCCCGUCCAAUCUCCAUCUUCGACGAACGCUCCUGCAUUACACAACAAUGAUCAUUAAAAACAACAUGACAAGUAGUAUCACGAACCAAACAUCCAACAAAUAUCAAAUGACAGUGUAAAUUUGAUACAUAUAACACAUUAUGAAUGACCAAACUAAGGGAAAGUUGCACACUUUCCUUUUUCACAGCCUGAAUGCGAGUCCCAUCAGGAAGACAAAUAGAGUGAGGAUAAACAACCUCGAGAUUAAAUAAAUGUGAUAAAAUUCUUGUCAUAUGAUGUGAGUCUCCACUAUCAAUUAACCACUCACAAAGUGUGAAGUCAUCAAACCAUUCCUUUGAUUGGACAUAGAAGAGUCAAUAAGAGACAUUAACCAAUUCAUUUUAUCAUCAUUCAAUUUCGUAGCCAUGGGAGGUAGUGAAUUGCUGUGUUGGGCUACCUAGAAUAAAUCAAGGCCGAAGAAUCCUUACAAAAUUUGUUGCAAUUUGCUCACAAUUACAAAUUGUUUCCAAUUUGAAAUUUAUUGAUGGUAAAUAUCCUUCAACCACCACAACGGAUAAGGCCCAAUUCAAUCUUCUGGCGAAGGAUCCUUCAACCAGCACCAAAAAAAAAAAGCCCAACUUCUGGCGACGGAAAAAAACUGCAAUCGGGAUUCGGGAACAGCCUGCCAGACGAAGAUCUUCGAACUGGAUCUGCGGAUGAAGGCUGCCGGACGAAGACCUGCGAUCGGACGAGAUGGGAUGACAGCUUCAGCGAUCGGACGAAGGUUUCUGCAAUCAGACGGAGUCGGAGAAGACCUGCGGUUGGGAACAACACGAUGGCUUCUGCGAAUGAACCAGGUGUCUGAGUUUGCACGGACGGUUGAACAGGCGAUGGAUAAUCGCCGGAAACGACUGACGGAACAGGGUUUGUGGACAAGACGGAAAUUUCAGGAACUUUUAAUUCUCUGAUACCAUGUUAGAGAAUGAUUGGAACUUGAAUUGUAUUUGUUCAUUGAAACAAAGCCCCAUAAAUAAUAUGAAUAUGGGUGG
This is a messenger RNA of Cuscuta campestris, 1834 nucleotides long. The record is from the annotation of a GenBank genome assembly. Lineage: Eukaryota; Viridiplantae; Streptophyta; Magnoliopsida; Solanales; Convolvulaceae.